Messenger RNA from Pseudonaja textilis, 1325 nucleotides. The record is from RefSeq and is a predicted model, not a curated record. NCBI's taxonomy places the organism in Eukaryota, Metazoa, Chordata, Lepidosauria, Squamata, Elapidae.
AGCGUGGUGCACUUCCAGCGGGAGAUGCUCCGCCGGCGGGAUGAGCAGGAGCGGCGCCUGACGGCCGGGACGGCCCUGGAGCCCAAGUCGCCGGAGGAGAAAGCGCUCCUGAAGCUAAAAGUCGGCGAGGAGGAAGACGAAUUGGAGGCCGACCCGCUCCAACGCACCGGACGACCCUUCGGCGGACUCGUCCGGGAUGUCCGUCGGCGUUACCCGAAGUAUCUCAGCGAUUUCCGAGACGCUCUGGACCCUCAGUGCCUGGCGGCUGUCAUCUUCAUCUACUUUGCCGCCCUCUCGCCCGCCAUCACCUUCGGGGGGCUGCUGGGCGAGAAGACCGAGGGGCUCAUUGGGGUCUCCGAGUUGAUCAUCUCCACGGCGCUUCAGGGGGUCGUCUUCUGCCUCUUGGGGGCUCAGCCUCUCCUGGUUAUCGGCUUCUCGGGGCCCCUCCUGGUUUUCGAGGAAGCCUUCUUCAUGUUCUGCGCCUCGCACGGCCUGAAGUACCUGGUAGGCCGCGUCUGGAUCGGCUUCUGGCUCAUCCUUAUCGUACUGGCCAUGGUGGCCUUCGAGGGCAGCUUCCUGGUGCGCUUCGUCUCGCGCUUCACCCAGGAAAUCUUCGCCUUCCUCAUCUCCCUCAUCUUCAUCUACGAGACCUUCUUCAAACUCAUCAAGAUCUUCCAGGCGCACCCCUUGCACGGCUGCGGGAACGCCACCCUCGGCCUUCCGGGACACGAGAAUGGGACGAUCGGCCGCGAUGCUUCGGAAGUGACCGGUCAACCCAACACGGCCCUCCUCUCGUUGGUCUUGAUGGCCGGCACUUUCUUCAUCGCCUUCUUCUUGCGGAAGUUCAAGAACAGCCGUUUUUUCCCCGGCCGGGUCCGGCGAGUGAUUGGCGACUUCGGCGUGCCCAUCGCCAUCCUCCUCAUGGUGUUGGUGGACUCCAGCAUCCGGGACACUUACACACAGAAACUCUCCGUGCCCAGCGGCUUCUCGGUGACAUCCCCGGAGAAGCGAGGCUGGGUGAUUAACCCCCUGGGCAGUAACGGCGAACCUUUCCCGGUGUGGAUGAUGGUGGCUAGCGUCCUGCCCGCCGUCCUGGUCUUCAUCCUCAUCUUCAUGGAGACGCAGAUCACCACGCUGAUCAUCAGCAAGAAGGAGCGGAAGCUCCAGAAAGGCUCCGGCUUCCACCUGGACCUACUCCUGAUCGUCGCCAUGGGCGGCUUCUGCGCCCUCUUCGGCCUGCCGUGGCUGGCGGCGGCCACGGUGCGCUCAGUCACCCACGCCAACGCCCUGACGGUCAUGAGCAAGGCGGUGGCGCCGGGGGACAA